Molecule: messenger RNA, 1769 nt
Organism: Polypterus senegalus (gray bichir)
Lineage: Eukaryota; Metazoa; Chordata; Cladistia; Polypteriformes; Polypteridae
Gene: irf6
Product: interferon regulatory factor 6
Exons: 8
Coding region: 202-1527 (441 amino acids)
Biological process (GO): regulation of transcription by RNA polymerase II; immune system process
Cellular component (GO): nucleus
Molecular function (GO): protein binding; DNA-binding transcription factor activity, RNA polymerase II-specific; RNA polymerase II cis-regulatory region sequence-specific DNA binding
Source: RefSeq, a predicted model, not a curated record
AACAUUGAGAAGAACUCAGCAGUUCUGUUGUAGUUUUGCUGCUAAAGUUGAACACAUAUUUGCGGAACGUAGCUGGAGUAACUUGCUGAAUUAGACCAAUACUGUCAAAACGAGUCGGUAGGUACACAGAAGCGGACUUCGAGAACGAAAGGCGACGAGGGUCCAAAAUUAUCACGAGAAGCUUCCUGUUUUCGAACUAAGAUGAUGGCUAUUCAUCCACGGAGAGUCCGUCUGAAACCAUGGCUAGUGGCACAAGUUGACAGCAAUGCUUUCCCUGGACUUGUAUGGAUUGAUAGAGAAGCAAAACGUUUUCAGAUCCCUUGGAAGCAUGCAACCCGACACAGUCCACCACAGGAUGAAGAGAACACCAUCUUCAAGGCAUGGGCUGUGGAAACUGGCAAGUUCCAAGAAGGUGUUGACGAGCCUGAUCCAGCUAAGUGGAAAGCCCAGCUUCGCUGUGCCUUGAAUAAAAGUCGUGAGUUUAAACUGAUAUAUGAUGGAACUAAGGAGGUACCCAUGAAUCCAGUGAAAAUCUAUGAUGUCUGUGAAAUCCCACAGCCUAUCAGCAAUCCUGGAUCUACGGGCUCUGCACCUUGGGAAGAUGAGUUAGAGCCGGAUGAAGACGAUGAUGAUUUGUCGGGAGCAUUAAGGAACAUUGCAGGGUCUCCCUUAGACCCAGCCAGUGUUGGAAGCAGUUGUCCUUCCAGAGAGGACGAGCCUGUUAGUAUGGAAGAACAUUCACCCCUAGAUGGUAUAUUCCCGUCACCUGAGAUGUGGAUCAGCUCCUUGCCAAUGACUGACUUAGAGGUCCACUUCCAAUACAGAGGCAAAGAAGUAUGCCCCCCUAUCACCGUGAGUAACCCUCAAGGCUGCCGUCUCUUCUAUGGGGACCUGGGUCCCAUGAUAAAUCAAGAAGAACUGUUUGGGCCAGUUAGUCUGGAGCAGCUUCGCUUCCCUUCCACGGAACACAUCACAAAUGACAAGCAGAGGCUCUUCACCAAUCGUUUACUAGAUGUCAUGGACCGAGGGCUAAUCUUAGAAGUUAGUGGGCUUGAUAUCUAUGCCAUCCGCCUCUGCCAGUGCAAGGUCUACUGGUCUGGGCCCUGUGCCCCCAACUCCAACUCACCAAAUCUCAUUGAGAGGCAGAGGAAAGUCAAGCUGUUCUGCCUGGAGACCUUCCUUAGUAAUGUGAUCACCCAACAGAAAGGCCAGUUGGACAAACUGCCCCAGUAUGAGAUUCAUCUUUGUUUUGGAGAAGAGUGGCCAGAUGGGAGACCUAAAGAGAGAAAGCUGAUUACAGUUCAGGUUAUUCCAGUGGUGGCACGCAUCAUCACUGAGAUGUUUUCUGUGGAUUCUAUGCGUUCAUUUGACAGCGGCAGUGUGCGUCUUCAGAUCUCCACCCCAGAUAUCAAGGACAACAUUGUGACCCAACUGAAGCAACUGUACCGCCUUUUGCAAAAUCAUCAGGGACAUGAAAGUUGGCCAGUCCAUCCAUCUGCCAACAUGCAUCUCUCUCCCCCACUUUAAACUAGUGAAUCCCACAAUAGAACAGACUUGUUGCACCACUGUACCUUAUAAUUAACAUGAACACUACAGGGGCAGACUUUUAAUUAGUACAUUUUAGUUUGCUCUAGUCUGUCUUAUUUAACCAUAAGAGGUGGUCACUACUUCCUACUGUGAAAAAUGAGGAGGCUUUUAUGAUAUUAGACUAUUUGACUCAAGCAUUUGAGUCAUUCAUAUUGGCAAGCUAUAGUCUUGUCCACUUUUGA